Molecule: messenger RNA, 2921 nt
Organism: Alosa alosa (allis shad)
Lineage: Eukaryota; Metazoa; Chordata; Actinopteri; Clupeiformes; Clupeidae
Product: anillin-like
Exons: 17
Coding region: 1-1632 (543 amino acids)
Biological process (GO): mitotic cytokinesis; septin ring organization; actomyosin contractile ring assembly
Cellular component (GO): actomyosin contractile ring
Source: RefSeq, a predicted model, not a curated record
AUGGCUGUAAACAAGCAAGAGCUGGUGGUGCAGCUUUGGAUACGCCCACCCCUCGCCAGCUCCUUCCUGGAGAAGAGCAGCACCCCAGACAGCUCCUCCAGGCUCAGCAAGUUCCAGAAGGCCCAGAUACUGAAGGCCGGGUUCCUCAGACAGCCUGGAGAAUACAGAUGGAGAACAGAACCUACUUUUACAGCAUUGACGCCACAGGUCAACUCGCUGAAGACUGAGACGGAGAGGCCGACGGGUGAAGCAGGUGAUCGCCAGGAAGGAGGAUCGAUCCCAGAGGGCCGAGCAGCAGCAGGCCCCGCCGCCAGCCACGCCAGCAUCAAGCAGAGGAUGAAGGAAUUGACGAACGAGAUGAACCUGCAGCAGACCGUGAUCCACCAGGCCAGCCAGGCGCUGAACUGCUGCACAGACGAGGAGCACGGCAAGGGCGCUCAGGUGGAGGCCGAGGCAGAGAGACUGCUGCUCAUCGCCACUGAGCGUCGUCUGGCCCUGAAAACGGAGCUGGAUCGUUUGAAGGCGGAGGGCCCCAGAGCGGAGCGGGGGGGCGCGGGUUGGUCCGAUGGGGCCUCGGCCUCUAAAGGUUCCAUCAGCCUGCUGGAGCUGCGACUGCCCCUCAAAGCCGACUUCGUCUGCUCCACCGCCAACCGGCCUGAGUCGAGCAGCCAUUACUUCUUUGUGAUGAUCCGUUCUGGAGCAGAGAACACAGUGGCCACGCCCCUGGCCAGCACCCGCAAUGCGCUCAGUGGAGAUGCCCUCACCUUCUCCACCAAGUUCACACUGCCUGAAGUGUCCAAUGACUUUGAGAUUGACAUUGAAGUGUACUACCUGGUCCAGAAGAGGGAGCUCAACCCAGACAAGAGGAAGAAGCCCAACAAGUCAAAGAUUCUGCUGGCGCACAUUCAUGAUCUCCACGGCAUGUGCUUCACGGCCAUCACUCCCAAACGCUUCCUAUCAAAGAGUAGUCUGCAGACUCCAGUGAUGGCCAGUCCUGGAGGCCCCAACGCAGUGCGCACCAGCAACUUCGUCCUCGUUGGAUCACACAAGCUUACGCUCGCUUCCAUUGGGAAGAACAAGUUCCCUCUGGAAAAGAUCAAAUAUGAAGGGAUUGAGAGAGACCUUCUCAGUGACAUGUUUCAGAAAAAGGUGCCUUUCCUGUGUCCGUUGGAAGGGCACAUCUACUUGAAGAUGCAGUGUGAGGUCGGCUCACGGGUGGAAGAGAGGGGCUUCCUGACGAUGUUUGAGGACGUGAGUGGUUUUGGGGCGUGGCACCGGAGAUGGUGUGUGCUCUCAGGGUACUGCAUCUCCUACUGGACCUACCCCGACGACGAGAAGCGCAAGAACCCGAUUGGGCGGAUCAACCUUGCAAAUUGCACGAGCCACCGGGUGGAACCGGCGAACCGUGAGUUCUGUGCGCGGCCCAACACGUUUGAGCUGAUCACGGUGCGGCCACAGAGAGACGACGACAGGGAGACCCUCGUCAGCCAGUGUCACAACACCAUGUGUGUCACAAAGAACUGGCUGAGUGCAGACACUAAGGACGAGAGGAAUCUCUGGAUGCAGAAGCUCAACCAGAUCCUGGUGGAUCUGCGUACAUGGCAGCCAGACUCCUGCUACAGGCCUGUGUAAGCACGCCCCCUAUUGACUGGGAGGACCAACAGCACGGAUGUGGUCUCAUCCCAGCCACCUACUUCAGGGACAGUCAGGGGACAUGUGCAAUACAAGCAUGAAUAAUAAGCAACUUGGUUGUGUAUUUCAGAAAGAGUAUUUUAAAGUAAAUGACAAUGAGAGAGAAGAAGUCAAUAAAGCCAUACUUACUGCCCUGGAUUUGUACAGGCAUUUCAGUGGGAGGAAGGGCAGGAGAUCUCUCCCCUCAGUUGCUUUUCUCAUCAGUCUGGGGAACGUAGUGUUCUUUAAUCCAUUUUCCUUUGAAUUUGUCACAGGGCAGUGUGUUGUGUUCUUUUCCAUGUGCCAUCCCAGUUAUUGGGAUAGAUCAAAAAUUCAUUCUGGCUUAUUGAUUGAGUCUGACGAUGUCCUUGUUUCAGGGUUUUUUUGAUCCUUUUUUAUGGGUGGAUAAAAUGGAUAGAUGUCAGUCAAUAUUAGUUUUCUGUAACUUGUGCUAUAGAACAGUGUUCAUACACAAAUGCUGGGCUUAAUCCACAGCAAAAGAUGCUCUAUAAUUUACUUUUAACACUUUUUUGACGUUUUAUCCAUUUCUGCAGAAUACAUGUAACACCACAGCUGUAUCCUAUUUACUAAGAUGGUUAUUUAUCAUGUAAUGCACCAAUAGAACAUUUUAAGCUGAUAUUUCUACAAUAACUACUACUACUACUGUCACCAGAAACACUUUUUAUGUUGUUUUUAUGUACAUGUUUGUCUUUCUGUGUGUAUAUGGUCAUAAAUUCUAGAUCCAAAUGGUUGUUGCUUUUUUACUAUCAGUCAGAGGUCUGAAUCUAAACUGAAUAUAUAGGCUACAUGCUCUGCUUUAACCUCCAGAGUCUGGGUGAUUAGGCCUCGGACUGACGCUCUCUUAACGUCUAUGUGGGAGGUAACCUUUUAUCUAAGUGUUUACAUUAAUCUGUGCAAAGUGCACUUUGCUUUGUAGCCACGUCUUUAUAUAAAUGAGCAUGUGCGAGAAUAUUUUUUAAAGGAUUGUUUUUUUUUUUUAAGGCGGUCUUGUAUCUCCUCCGUCACAGUGCAGUAGUUCACUCUAGGAGCUAGCCCAGUUUAAGGGCUGAUCUGUGCUAGAUUCAGGUCUAAUCUGGUUGGAGGUCAGCUGUGUCUGGGGAGGGAUAUGGUGUCACUGCCCUCCUGUAAGCAUAAACGCAUGCCUGAAAACAUUGGUGUGGAAGCACUCCUAAUUCAGGAUGUUACUUGUCUGAAAAAAAUGAAAAGAAAUAAAUACCAACUUUGACCAA